Kickxella alabastrina is the source of this 2127-nucleotide messenger RNA. RefSeq lists its product as uncharacterized. The coding region runs from base 369 to 1961 and encodes 530 amino acids. Lineage: Eukaryota; Fungi; Kickxellomycota; Kickxellomycetes; Kickxellales; Kickxellaceae. The record is from RefSeq and is a predicted model, not a curated record. The transcript has a single exon.
GUUUGUCUCCCUCAAAGGAAAAAAAUCCCAUCUAUCAAUCCAUUUCGCUAGGUUUCUUCACUUUCUUUUCGUUAUCUUAUUUAUCGCUUUCAUAUUAUAUACUCCUAUUUUACCCUUUUUUCCUUUUUCCUUUUUUAUUCUCGCACACAAAAAAACCCCAAUUCAAGAAAUUUCCUUUCCCUUUCCCUUUUUCACACAACAAACAAACAAACACACGCACACCCCUUCCUUCAUUCCUUUUCUCUCUCUCACCCUUAUUCUUGCUGUUCCCUUAAACCUUCCUUUCUUUUUUAUUUCGCAUUUCCUCCUCUUGCUUUUCUCGUCCCUCCUCCCUCUUCUUUUUCUUUGUUUACCCUAUUAUAUGUACGAUGCUGGACAUUGAUCACAGCAAAACCACAGCAGGUACUGCGCGGCCACGCAACAGCACAGCUGACCGCACGAUAUACCGGCAAAGUUGGAGCAGCGACGAACCGCCCCUCACUGCAACCCCUACAAAGGAGGCCAAGGGCCUAUGGAGUAGGCUCCGCAAACAAGCCAGUCGCAUUCAAACACCCCAGUUGCCUCACUCGCCGAGUGUUGAUUUUUUCAGCAGCAAACAGCCCGAGAACCACUCGCUCUCCUCUAUCAACCUGGCCCCCAUUCCAACCACAAGCAGCAGCGGCAGCAGCAGUGCAGCAGUGCUUGCGGAGAGGCGGCCUGAUCUUUCUCGGGUGUCUAUGAGCCAUGGGAGAAAAACGCCGAUGAGAUCGAAUAGCUAUAAGCAGCAGGGGAGGAACUUGCAGAGCUUGGAUAUUCCGAGGACGGGGGUGUUGGAUCACGGGCAUAGUUUGGAUUUGCGGCGUACGCCUAAUCAUUGGAAUCCCGAGGAAAUCACUGCAGAGUCUAUAAGGAUGACUCUGGGGGCGUAUACAGGAAAGACAGAGGACUCUAGGCCCAGUUUGCGCCGUCUUUUGAUGCCCGAGCGAAACAGGCCAAUUAUUAGCGGAGCAGCAGUGGCUGCUGAUUUGGCGUUGCUGGCACGGAUUACCGAGGACGAUGAGAAUGCCGCGAGUGGUGCGGCAGCGGCAGCUGCUGCUGCGGCAGCAGCGGCUAAUCGGUAUGUGUUUGCUGAUGCAAAGAGGUUCUCGGAGAAUAGCGGGUUUACCGUGUCCAGCAAUGACACGACUUUGGGCGAUCAGACGCCUGAGGCUGCAAGGCUGAGAUCACCUGGGUUUGGCACUGGCGGCGGGGGCGGGAGCGUGACGGGCAGGCCUGUGGCUAUUUACGAGGACGAUGGCGCCUUGGGUGAUGCCUCAUCGGGAGGUGGCGAUUACUCAUUGGGCCGCAGUUCAGGGUUUGCUGCGCAGUUGGCCACGGGUCCUCCCAACAGUGCUGGCGGGCGGCGGCCGCCGCUGAGGGCGCUGACAAAGACUGUGUCCGAGGACACUUUGCACGUUGUGAGAAACAUCAAGCCGUUUGACGAGAUCAAGCCUGUAGUGCAUAGUGUUGUCGUUGACAAAUUCGCUGAUGUUAAAGCCGCUGCUGCUGCUAUGGGUAUGGCUACUGUUGUGGAGCGACCGGGAACUAUUACCAGCGAGAGCGGUGCCAAUACACCGACAGAUCGGCGGUUCUCCGUAUGCUCAUUCCCGGACUCUGUUCUUCUGCCGCCGAGACCGCGGUCGCCCAUAGUAGAGCCCGAAAUCGAGUCAGGAUCGGUGGUUGAGCCGACAGUGAGUGGUGAGCCUGUGGAACCAAUGAAGGGGUCGCCGGCGGAGGCCAAUAUGGAGUAUUUGCGCGGGUUACAGGCUGAUAUUGACGCGCUUCGGUCGAGGACGCGGAGGCUGGAGGCUGAGAACGAUAUCUUGGUCCAGUUAACUACCGUGGACCCGAUGGAUAGUAUGCCUGAGGGCGUGAAGAUGCGCUUGAGAACUUUGGAGCUUGAGAAUGUCUGGCUGCGCGGCGAGCUGCGUCGGCGCAAAUGAUAUUGUUCUUGUCCUUGUCCUUCCUUCCUUCCUUGCCUGACUGCCUGGCUACCUGCUUGAUUAUUUGUUGUUUUUAUCCUGAUCUGAUUAUUUUUUAUUUGUCCUUUUUCUCACACAUUUUAUCUCUUCUUCCCACCUCCUUUUCCUUUUUCUUUUAUUUCCUCUU